GUGGCCGUGGGUGUUCCGCUCGCUGGCGUCCGGGCUGAGAAACUUGUCCCAGAUGAGUCGGGCCGAUUUGCCUUGAGGACGUGACAACAAGGGAGGUGUCAGAGUGUGCCACUUAGGUCAACAGCGGCAAAUUCUUGGCAUGGAGAAUUCAGAGAAGACAGAAGUGGUUCUCCUUGCUUGUGGUUCCUUUAAUCCUAUCACCAACAUGCACCUCAGGCUGUUCGAGCUGGCCAAGGACUACAUGAAUGGGACAGGAAAAUAUAAAGUUAUCAAGGGCAUAAUUUCUCCUGUUGGCGAUGCAUAUAAGAAGAAAGGGCUCAUCUCCGCACAUCACCGAGUUAUCAUGGCAGAACUGGCCACCAAGAAUGCCGGCUGGGUGGAAGUCGACAGCUGGGAGAGUCUGCAGAAGGAGUGGACAGAGACUGCUAAGGUGUUAAGACACCAUCAAGAAAAGCUGGAGGCGGGGAGCUGUGACCACCGGCAGGACUCACCUGUGCUGGAGAGGCCUGGGCAGAAGAGGAAGUGGCGUGAACAAAGAUCAGAAGUUAGUCCGAAAAAAUCCCCAGAGCCCAAAGCAAAAGGUGUGCCAAAGGUGAAGCUGCUGUGCGGGGCAGAUAUCCUGGAGUCCUUUCACGUCCCCAAUCUGUGGAAGAGUGAGGACAUCGCCAAAAUCGUGGGGGACUACGGGCUCGUAUGUGUUACCCGGGUGGGAAACGAUGCUCAGAAAUUCGUCUAUGAGUCCGACAUGCUGUGGGAACACCAGGCCAACAUUCACGUGGUGAAUGAAUGGAUCACCAAUGACAUCUCUUCCACCAAGAUCCGGCGAGCCCUCCGAAGGGGCCAGAGCAUCCGCUACUUGGUACCAGACCUUGUCAGGGAAUAUAUUGAAAAGCAUAAUUUGUAUAGUUCCAAGAGUGAAGAGCAGAAUGUCGGGGUUAUCCUGGCUCCUUUGCAGAGAAACACCGGAGACACUAACUCCAGAAACACAACAGCCUGAAGCUGCAGACUUCCCUUUUGGGGAUUUGAAACAGUAUGGGAGUCAGUAACUGGGGAAAAGACCUGUAAUCCUGUUUCAUAAACUAAAGCUGAAAAGUUUGGUAAAAGUAGUAAAUGAAAGUCAGGGUUUUUUUUCCUCUUUUUAUCAGAAGUUGCUAAGAUGAAUGAAUGUUUCGGUAUUAGGGUCUCUUUUUCUUUUUUUCUCUAAAAUGUACUAAUCCUUUUAUCCUUAAGUCAUGAGAUUAGCAGCACUAAAACUGGAAGACUGUUUAAUUACACUAACUAUAAAUAAGAAAUCACAAAGGACAUCCCGGCUUUGUCACAUAAGAGGAGCAAAGCAGGACAACAAGAGCCCAUGAAAACCCUAACGUGAGUCGUGACAGGAGCGAACAGUCAUGCAUUCUCGUUCCGAGCAGUGUGCGCCCAGCAUGGCCACGGCAGUAAUUCUUAAGAUGGCCAUCGUGCAGGAUACGCUGCCGCUCAGUCCUCUCCAGCCGCACAGAGACAGUCUGUCAAUGUGCCUGGCAGGAACCUGAGGCCAACAGUUCGUUCUUUCUGGCACGUUAGAACGGCUGGUUCAGUUUUGUCAGGAUACACACCUACCUCAAGCUCCACCUUCGGAGGCGGGGAGUGGGGUCCCAGCCCAGAAUGUUUAGAAUGGCACACUGGCCGGUAUCUCCUAUGCCCACCAGCGGGGAGAUGCCCAGCCCUGUGGCAGCUCAUGUCCUGACCCUGGCCCUCUGCCAUCAUUUUUGUCUUCAGGAGCCACUUCAAAGAUGAUGUCACAGUACCUGGAACAGAGAGAACCCCAGAGGAUGAGAUGUCUUGUUCAAGAAUUUUAUCGUCAGUGCUCUAAGCCUUUAUUGAUAGCCUAACCACACAGAGACCCUAAAAACAGGAGAGAUGGCCCGCAGGGUCAGCCCAGCAGUUUCAGCUCAGGGUCCUGGGUGCUGGUGAGUGGCACGCAGACACUCUCAUCUCUGGCCAAACCCUGGGUCUCUGAAGAGCCUCGCCGGGUCUGUUCCAGCCCACUGGGAAUCGGCCUUUUGUGAAUUUUAACAGAAAAGGGGCCUUUUAAAAAACACUUUCUCUUUUUGCCCUUUUGUAUGGACAUUAACCAAAGUAGAAUUCCCAAAUAAUUAAGUUAUAGCUUUAUAUUAAAAAUACAAGCUUGUUAUAGGGUCAGAUACUGAUUAAAAUGUUGUGGAAGUUUUACUGAUUGGUCAAGCAAAAAGACCAGAAAUAGCUUUUUAUAGAAUAGUUGUAUGGUUUAUGAAAAUUGUUCUGUAAUAGAAACAAGACUAAAUUUAAAAUUUUAAUGAAAAUAGAAUACCUUUUGCAACUUAAAUUUCAUGCCUACACCACUCUAGAUAAAGGAUGUAUAACUGUGUAAGAAAAAAAUACUUAAAAUUGUGCAGUUGUGUAAUCAGAUCUGAAUCCACAGUUUACAAAAGGAAAAUGUUAAAUAAAAUGAGCAAAUGUACAUUCUAGAGCUCCUGACAUUAUUGCUAAU
Molecule: messenger RNA, 2509 nt
Organism: Pteronotus mesoamericanus
Lineage: Eukaryota; Metazoa; Chordata; Mammalia; Chiroptera; Mormoopidae
Gene: NMNAT1
Product: nicotinamide nucleotide adenylyltransferase 1
Exons: 5
Coding region: 140-997 (285 amino acids)
Biological process (GO): NAD+ biosynthetic process
Cellular component (GO): nucleus
Molecular function (GO): nicotinate-nucleotide adenylyltransferase activity; nicotinamide-nucleotide adenylyltransferase activity
Source: RefSeq, a predicted model, not a curated record